This is a messenger RNA of Triplophysa rosa, 4419 nucleotides long. It is a transcript of the gene slc6a16b, whose product is annotated as solute carrier family 6 member 16b. Lineage: Eukaryota; Metazoa; Chordata; Actinopteri; Cypriniformes; Nemacheilidae. Gene Ontology annotation, cellular component: membrane. The transcript is spliced from 12 exons. The coding region runs from base 271 to 2268 and encodes 665 amino acids. Gene Ontology annotation, biological process: sodium ion transmembrane transport. The record is from RefSeq and is a predicted model, not a curated record.
GGAACUGUUGCGUCUAUGGGGCUGUUGCGCGGGUGAUGAAUGAGACACGUGAAGAUAUCCCACCCGAAAAUAACCAAAUUACAUGCGUUACACAGCGCCAAAAUAUAUGAAAUAUAAAUAUAGGAUCUCUCCGGUUUGCUAGAGAAAAUUGUGUCGUGAUUUAUCUCGAAGAAGAACUAAGCGCGCGCGUCACUGACAGCAGGGCGCGCCAUUAAUCUUCAGCACGUGUAAAUGUGUCCGAAACAAUAAAAGACGGACAAAUCAGCAGCGAUGAUGUCAGAGAAGCCUCCGUUACCUGCCAAUGACCAGCUGGAGGAGGCUGACCCUGGCUCCGGGGCUGAGCAGGGUGUUGCCGUGGAGAUGGCCAGAGAUGGCUGGGACAGUAAAGUGGAAUAUUUCCUUGCUCAGGUGGGAUUCAGCGUGGGCUUAGGAAAUGUUUGGAGGUUCCCGUACCUCUGUCAUCAGAAUGGAGGAGGAGCAUUCAUCCUGCUCUAUGUGGUGUUGAUGGGUUUGAUUGGCGUGCCGUUGUUUUUUCUGGAGUUGGCUGCAGGUCAGAGCAUCAGACAGGGCAGUAUCGGCGUCUGGAGACACAUUUCUCCGAAGCUUGUUGGCAUCGGAUACGCCAGCUGUGUGGUGUGUUCCUUUGUGGCGCUGUACUACAAUGUAAUCAUUGGCUGGAGUAUUUUUUACCUUGGAAAUUCCUUCCGGUAUCCUUUACCCUGGGAAAACUGCCCGACAGAAGGAAACAGCACCGCGAAGGUGAAGGAAUGUGAAGACAGUUCACCCACGUCAUAUUUCUGGUACCGUAAGGCUCUGGAUAUCACUGAUUCUAUCGAUGAAACGGGCGAGUUGAACCUCAUCAUCACCGGCUGCCUGCUGGCCGCUUGGGUCAUUGUUUGUCUGGCCAUGUACAAAGGCAUUAAAUCCACCGGCAAGGUGAUGUAUUUCUCCUCCGUGUUUCCGUACGUGGUACUCCUGUGUUUCCUGAUCAGAGGGGCGAUGCUGGACGGGGCAUCAGAGGGCGUUAAAUACAUGUUUUACCCCAAGCUGGAGAUCUUGAAGGACGUUCAGGUGUGGCGUCAGGCGGCGACUCAAGUCUUUUUUGCUCUGGGUUUGGGCUUCGGUUCCGUGAUCGCGUACUCGUCCUACAACCCGCGGAACAACAACUGCCACCGUGACGCCUUCACAGUGUCCGGCGUCAACUUCAUGACGUCUGUUCUGGCCACGCUGGUCGUGUUCGCCGUGCUGGGCUUUAGAGCUAAAACCAUCGCCACAGACUGUGCCAAACGUAAUCUGAAGUCCGUGUCUGAGGCGAUGCCCAACUUCUCUUUCUCUCACCUCAUCAAUGCAUCAGAUGUACUGAAUGAAUAUGAAAACUGGUACAGAGUUGAGGGUCACCAGCUCAAUCUUACUGGUUUGAAGAUCGACGAUUGCAGCCUGGAGGAAGAAAUGAAGAAGGGCGCUGAGGGAACUGGUCUAGCGUUUAUCGCCUUCACUGAAGCGAUGACCUUGUUUCCCGGCAGUCCGUUCUGGUCGGCUCUUUUCUUCCUAAUGCUGCUCAAUCUGGGUUUGUCCACCAUGUUUGGCACGAUGGCUGGGAUUCUGACUCCGUUAACGGACACUUUUAAGACGCUACGCAAACACAAGCUGCUUUUUACAAUGUGCAGCUGUGCGGUGGGCUUUCUGAUCGGUCUGAUGUUCACUCAGCGCUGUGGAAACUACUUUGUGUUAAUGUUUGAUGACUAUUCUGCCACGCUUCCCCUCAUCAUCGUCGUCAUCUUUCAGACCCUCAGUGUGGCGUGGGUUUAUGGUGCAGACAGAUUUUUAGAGGACCUGAAGCAGAUGUUGGGCCAUCCGGUUCCAGUGGUGUACAAGUAUCUUUGGAAGUAUGUGUGUCCGGUUGCUAUGCUGGGUCUUUUGGGUGCCAGUCUACUGAAGAUGGUCUUACAGCGGCCCACGUACACAACCUGGAAUAAAAAAAAGGCAUCUGAGAUACAUCUCCCCUAUCCGGAUUGGGCGCUUGCUGUCAUGGCAAUUCUCAUCAUUGUUGCAUCACUUCCUGUUCCUAUUGGAUACCUACAUGCUGUUGUUCUCGAACGGCUCGGUCGGUCCCCUUCAGAUCCUGAGGCAGGGUAUGUGCCCUGUGCCACCACAGACAUGGACCUCAUCCCGCUCGGUACGAAUUCAUCUCCCCGGUUACCUGGGGAAAACGCUGAGUUUCUUCUUCAAAACGGCCAUGUGGAAUCUAUGGUAUCCAGUGUGUUAUGAAACCAACAUCAGAGUUUACAAACAUCUGCGAUGGAUCAUUUGAAUGAAAAGUAUGGGGACCAAGAUUUUAUUUUGAUGCUUGUUGUUCAAAACAGACAUUUUGCUUGUACAUACGUGAACAUGGGAACAAAAAAUAUUCAAAGGAAGAGUUCACCGUUGAAAAAUGUAAGUUUCGUCACCCUGGUUGUGCAUUCAGAUCUCAAGUGUUUUUAAAAUCCGACACGUCCAUAAAACUCGACAUACAAAAAUAGUGCCUAUAUUUUUGGUGACAGAAUUUUCAUUUUCUGAGGUAAAUCUACAGUAACGGUACUGCUGGGCUUUAACUGCUUCUGUUGGGUCCAAAUGAACAUUUAAACAACUUGACAACAAUGAAACACUUUCAUUACCUUUGACUACAACUGAUGGUCCUGCUUUAGUGGUCUGAUCUCGGUUGAGUAAGUGUUGUAUGGUGGCAGAUCUCAUCAGGGUUAUUAUGAAUUUGCAUUUAUGCAUUUUGGCAGACAUUUUUAUCCAAUGCCAUGUACAUUGCAGGAUGCACUCUUUUAAUCAAUUUGUGACUUGAAACUAAGAGACAAAGUACUGGCUGUUUCAUUAUAAUUUAUCUGAAGUCUACAGUGUCCUUAUUUAAAUGAGUUUGUAAUUUAAACAUAAGUUAUUGUCCUUUAAAUGUAAAGGUUCAUUUUUGAAAAAUCCUUUAGACCUAUUGAACAAUCACCUUUAACUGUACUGAGACUCAGUAACAUGAGUCUCUAACAUCAGAGCUCAGAUCACAAACUACAAACUCUUUUCAAAGUGCUUCUCAUGGCAGAUAUGAAGAAAUGUCUGCGGUAAUAUAUAUAACAGAAGAAAACUCAAUCUUUUGCACUAGUUUUUAGUUCAGGGGUGAAGUAGGACCUGGAAGUUUCUCUGUGACAUUUCCUCAUGUUUGGGUUUUUAAAACUUAUAUAGUUUUUUUUUCCCCUGUAAGUAACAUUUUAAAAUUGGUCUUUGGUUUUGCAGCCAUGCAAACUUUUUAAAUGAUUUUUUUUUUUAAGUAAUUCCAGUUUUAUAAACGUUUGUAAAUAAUGCAUUUCACUUUUGAUAUUUAAGAAGUAUUUUUAUGCAAACUGUUUUACGGGGUCAGUUUUACUUUGUACAAAAUGUUUGUUGACCUGCUGGUGAAAGCUGUUUUUUAAACAGUUCCUUGUUAUUAGCCCUGAAAUAUCUCCCAACAUGUGUCUCACAGAGAUCUCAUCUGACCUAUAGGCCAGACAGAUUUAUGGCUUGUAGUCAUUGUCAACUAAUAUGACCUUUGCCUCUCACAGGGGUUUGAUGGCUUUUCUCUGUCGCCGUUCAGUAGGUUGAACUCAUUUUGUAUAGUUUGUUCUGCUGAGUUCAUAUAUUUCAACUGGAGAACUAGCAGAAGGUUUUUUUUGGAUGUUCAUGUCUGACAACAACGUUUUAAUAUGUAAGGGAUAAUGUACAGGCAGCCGGUUGAUAUGCAGAAAUAAGCCUCGAAGCGGAGGGUCUUGUAUCACACUGAAGGGGCUUAUCUCUCGUUAACAGCCGGCUGCUUGUACAUUAUCCCUCUUAAUUACACGGCUACUUGCCACAUGAGAAAAAAAUAGACUUGAAAUGUGAAUUUGAAAUAUUUUAUUAGCUCAUUUUUACCGAAUGCAGACCUUCCGCGAGGAAAAGCCGUUUACUUUCGGUUUUAAAAUAAGAAACGACGUUCAAAUGUCACGAACAGGCAAUUUGGUUUUAAUCAUUUGUAAAUAUAAUGUCAUAUGUUAUUAAAAGACAUAUUUAAUUUGUCAAAAACCUGUCGAAAUGAUUUGAUGCAUCCGUGUUACCGUGUGUUAGUUUUGAGAGGUUGUUAUCUGGGAAUAACGAACCUGCAAAUGUGAACCUGGCCAAUCAGAAUCAAGCGUUCCAGCGAGCCGUGUAAUAAUUGUAACUGUUACACACUACUGUUUAUUUUUAGUAUUUCUUUAUGCCUGUCUUUUUUGCUUUUAAUACGACAUGUGUGCUUUCUCCUUUUUGUGUAGGUUUAAAUAUAUGAUCACAUGCAAACAAAUCGUGAGGUGUGUUGGUUUUGUCUUGUGAUCUUUAUAGAGCUAACUCACAUGAGCACAAAAAAACGUUAUGUUGGAUCCUCAUUAAACAAUCACC